GCUGGUGGCGGUGUUGCUGAUAAACAGCGCCCCUUGGUGGCCAUAAACAGUCACUAACUGUUACUAUGUGUAACAUUAUAUUUCUAUUAAUAAAAUCCGUGUGGAUGUGAGGCGGGUAAUGUUUGCUGACUGCCGGAGUAUUUCUGAUUUUACUAAGUUUCCGGAAGGCCUCGGCGCGUCGCUAGCUAGCACCAGACGGCGCUGCCUGCGCAGAGGGGCGGGAAACUGCCAACUCAUGCUGCCGCUCCGGACUCCAUGCUAGCCUCCAGAGCAGCGGGCUGCAGCAUCAUCACUGCGGCCGAACACAUGAGCUCGGAGGCGGGAAGCACUCAGUGCGAGCUCCCCGACAGCCCGCACAGGAGGCGGCUGCAGCGGCUGCUCGGAGUCUCCGGCUGCGGUCCGAACCGGGUCAACGACCUGCUGCUGCUGCGGCCCGAGUCAGACGGAGAGAGCUGCUCCGGAACCAGGGAGAGGAGCAACAACAGACACGUCGUCUUCUUCCAUGGAGACAUCCAGAACUUCAAGGAGCAGAUGGUCCUGCAGCCUGAGGCGGCGCCCUGGCUGUCCUGGAGCCUGGAGCAGGUGGCCCUGAUCCUGGCUCAGCGCUUCCCCAGCAGGAACAUCUGGGUGGUGAAGGCCUCACGCAUGUAUCUGCACAAGUUCAGCUGCUACCAGAACUUCGUGGACAGCAACAUGUUCGGGGCGCCGGAGCACGCGCCCUACGCCGCCGGCCAGGGAGCCUUCGCCCAACUCAGAACCCUGCUGAGCAACGCCAUGGAGCGGGCCAAGCUGCAGGACCGGCUCCCGCCUGCAGGUGGCGCCCCCGCCGGCUUCUCCCUCACCCUGGUGGGCUUCAGCAAAGGCUGCGUGGUUCUCAACCAGCUGGUGUACGAGCUGCGCGGCGCCCGCGCCGACCCGCGCAUGGCCGCCUUCGUGGAGCGCAUCUCCGACAUGUUCUGGCUGGACGGGGGUCACCCGGGCGGCGGCGAGACCUGGGUGACGGACAAGGAGGCGCUGAGGGAGCUGGCGGCCAGCGGCGUGUCGGUCCACGCCCACGUCACGCCGUACGAGGUGAGGGACCCGGCGCGGGCCUGGGUGGGCCGCGAGUACGGCGUCUUCACCCGGACCCUGGAGGAGCUGGGCGCCUGUCCCAGCAAGAAGCUGCACUUCCAGGAGGAGCCGCCCUGCAUACACAACCACUUCCGGGUCAUUCUGGAGUUCUGAGGCGGCCCGGCGGUACCGGCGACCCGCCGCACUGCUUUAGGUCUCACUGGCCACGAGACGAGCACCUUUAAUUAUUUAAUGUUUAUUCUCUGCUGCUGGAAGCUCCUGACGACCACCUGAAACGAUAAUUCAUGUUUCACUAUUUAAAUAUUAUAAGCUAGUAAUGUUUAUGUUAACAAACCUAAAUAAUAAUUAAUUAAUAUUAUAAUCUGGUAAUGUUUACGUUAAGAAACCUAAAUAAUAAUUAAU
Molecule: messenger RNA, 1473 nt
Organism: Fundulus heteroclitus (mummichog)
Lineage: Eukaryota; Metazoa; Chordata; Actinopteri; Cyprinodontiformes; Fundulidae
Gene: cunh2orf69
Product: chromosome unknown C2orf69 homolog
Exons: 3
Coding region: 256-1224 (322 amino acids)
Cellular component (GO): mitochondrion
Source: RefSeq, a predicted model, not a curated record